UUGAAAGGGCAACCAGUCCAAGUAGUGGAAGCAAAAGAUGAUCACUUGUUUGAACUCAAUGAAGAAGCACUAUCAGAGAUUUUAAUGAAUCCAAAUGUGAGAGACAAGAAAGUGGUGGUCUUAUCGGUUGCUGGAGCCUUCAGAAAAGGAAAAUCAUUUUUUCUUGACUUCUGCCUGAGGUAUCUCAAUGCUUAUGUAAGUAUUAUAUCUUUUAACUCAGCGGAUUGGCUGGGUGAUGAGGAUUCCCCUCUCGAUGGCUUUCCAUGGAGAGGUGGGGCAGAAAGGGACACAACUGGAAUUUUGCUUUGGAGUGAACCAUUUACCAUGACAAUCCCAGAAACUGGAGAAGAGGUUGUUGUCUUAUUAAUGGACACCCAGGGAGCUUUUGAUAGCUUAUCAACUGUUAAAGACUGUGCUACUGUUUUUGCUUUAAGUCAGCUGCUGAGUUCUGUGCAAGUAUUCAACAUAAUGCUGAACAUACAAGAAGAUGAUCUACAACACUUACAGCUAUUUACAGAAUAUGGUCGACUGGCCAUGGAAGAUAGCAAUGCCAAACCUUUUCAAGACUUGCACUUUUUUGUUCGAGAUUGGCAGUAUCCAUAUGAACAUGAUUAUGGAAAUGUUGGAGGACAGGAACUGAUUGAUAAGCGACUCAAGAUAGUAGAAGGCCAGCAUUCAGAAUUAGAACAAUUGCGAAGGCACAUUCGAUCAUGUUUUCACAAGAUUGGUUGCUACCUCAUGCCACAUCCUGGUCUCAAAGUGGCCACCAAUCCAUAUUUUGAUGGCAGAUUGUCAGAUAUCACUCCAGAAUUCAAAGAGCAUUUGAAGAAAUUCAUACCAGCUCUCCUGUCUGCUGACAAACUUAUUGUUAAAGAAAUCAAUGGCUCCAAAAUUACUUGCAGGGAACUUUUGGAAUACUUCAAAGCUUACUUGAAAAUGUAUCAAGGAGAUGAGAUUCCAGAGCCAAAGUCAAUGCUCAUUGCCACAGCAGAAGCCAACAACUUGAGUGCUGUUGCCAAUUCUAAAGAACAUUACAUAAAAGAAAUGGAAGAGGUGAUUUGUGGCGGGAAUCGCCCAUACGUUAAUCCCGAAAUCCUUCUCUCUCAACAUGUUCGGUUCAAAGAUUCGGCAAUAAAGAUGUUCGAUACAUGUCGAAAGAUGGGUGGCACAGAGUUCAGUGCAUCCUACCGACAAAAGCUAGAUAAAGAAAUAGCUGAGCAGUACGAAUAUUUGAUUAAGCACAACGAGUCAAAGAACGUUCUAGCUGCAGCCAAAACACCAGCUGUUCUCUUCUGCACCAUAGUUGCCUUCUAUUUUUUAAAUGGAGUGAUGAACAUUAUUCAUUUGACUCCAUUAGCAAAUUUAUCCAACCUUAUUAUGUUGAUUGCCAUCGGGGUGUUGAGUGUAUGGGUCUACACCAGGUACACAGGUGAGAUGAGGGAGCUGGGAGAAAGCAUAGAUGAUUUGGCAUCUGCACUCUGGGAAAAUGUGAGUUUUACUCCAUUUUUUUUAAUUUUUUAUCACAAAAUUUUACGAUAUCUAUCUGUGUAA
Molecule: messenger RNA, 1551 nt
Organism: Helobdella robusta
Lineage: Eukaryota; Metazoa; Annelida; Clitellata; Rhynchobdellida; Glossiphoniidae
Exons: 10
Biological process (GO): protein homooligomerization; endoplasmic reticulum organization
Molecular function (GO): GTP binding; GTPase activity
Source: RefSeq, a predicted model, not a curated record